UGUACUCAUUAAACAUUAUUCCCUAGUAAGAAAUGAUUCUUCUUCUCCUCUUCUUCUCCUUCUUCAACCUAGCAACCACCUCUGAAUUAUGCUUUGAUUCUCACUGUACUGGUGAUUAUCAGACGAUUCGGUUCCCUUUUAGGAUUGUAAAUGGCCAACCAAAGUCUUGUGGCUAUCCUGGCUUUGAUUUGUCUUGCCAUCCCACAGGUGAAACGUUGCUUCAUCUUCCUCCUUCUGGAGAUUUCAUUGUUCAAAAUAUAGAUUAUAUGCAUCAAGAAAUAAGGAUCAAUGAUCCAGACAAUUGUCUUCCUAAAAAGAUUCUCUCCCUCAAUCUUUCUGGAUCACCAUUUGUCAAGAAAAAUAGUCAAAGUUUUGCCUUCUAUAAUUGUUCAUCUAGUUACAUGCCAUAUUGGUAUAUUGAUCCAAUUUAUUGCCUAAGUAGCCUUUCAUACACAGUCUAUGCUUCAUCUUCUCCAUUACUUAUAAACAUGUUUGAAUCAAACUGUGUUAUGAUAAAAACUGUUUCAGUGCCAUCUUUAUCUUCUUAUUCGUCGAAGCUGUGGGAUGAUCUUCUGUUAAAAUGGAAAAAUCCUGAUUGUGGUAGGUGCGAAUCAAUUGGUCAAAGAUGUGAACUCAAAUCCAAUUCAAGCAAUGGAAUUCAAUGUACAAACUCUCAAGGUAGAUCAAGAGUUGGUGCCAAUGUUGUGUCUAUAGCAAUGGGAGUGGUAGCUGCUGUCAUAUGCUUUUUGGGUCUCUUGUGCUGCCUCUGUUUCAAAAUAAAUUUUCGUAGGACACGUAGUAAUUCCAGCAAUAUAGCCCAUUGGAUCGUAUCUUCUCAGGGCCUAAAUGGGCUGACAAUUGAUUCCUACCCAAAAUUUGUAUUGGAUGAAAGCUUAAGCCUACCAAAGCCCAAUAACAAUGUUUGCCCAAUUUGUUUGGCCCAAUAUCGGCCCAAAGAGAUUGUGAAGAGUAUACCCAAUUGCCAACAUUGUUUCCAUGAAUGUUGUAUUGAUGAAUGGCUCCGAUUGAAAGCUUCUUGCCCUGUUUGUAGGAAGUCUCCCCUUGAAGCUCCACCCUCCAACCCCCCUGCUUAGCACUACAUCAAUAUCUUUGUCACCUAAAUUUCUAUUACCAAAUUUGUUGCAUUUUUUUUUUUUAUAAUUUGAACCUAUCCAUCUCUCUCAGUUUGGGAUGAUGUACUAAAAUCGAUCCAUAGAAUUGGAUCUAACACUUUUGCUGAGGAACAA
Molecule: messenger RNA, 1247 nt
Organism: Cucumis melo (muskmelon)
Lineage: Eukaryota; Viridiplantae; Streptophyta; Magnoliopsida; Cucurbitales; Cucurbitaceae
Product: RING-H2 finger protein ATL22-like
Exons: 2
Coding region: 33-1094 (353 amino acids)
Molecular function (GO): polysaccharide binding
Source: RefSeq, a predicted model, not a curated record